UUUCGUAGCCAUGUCUUCUCUAUUACACACCCUUUAAGGUUUUGUUUGUAGGUAGUCGUUUUCCUGCGAUUGCUGAGCGUUGAAUACACCGCAUAUUAUGUUUCAGUUUUUUAUUAUCAACGCAUAUCAGCACGUGUUGUUUCGUUUUAGAAGCGAUGAAGCCAACAGCGACGAUCUAUUGCAACUGUUUCAAUAAUAUUUGAAUCAUUCUCCAAUAGUGAAACGUGCUGUAUCAAUUGUUUGUAAUGCGUAACAAUAAAACCAUUUGUUUGUUAAACACACUGCGCUACCUUAUAUAGAUUAGUUAUGAUCAACCGCACACGUUUAGUAAUCGACUAGCCAUGUGGCUGCUAUUACUAGUUCUGCCACUGGUCAACCAGUUGGUGGCAGGAUAUACAACAGUCGAGAAUCCACCAACAGCAGCGACUUGUGAUAAGUGCGGCGUUAACGAAGAAAUUCGUGAAGUUUUACCGUGCUGUGAGCCGACUUGUGAUAACGAUUGCUCUAGGACGGAUUGCGGUAAAAACCCCAUUUUUGUCCAGUAUUGCGUAUGCCAAUCCGGGUUUGUUCGACACAAUGGAACAUGCAUUUGUCCUUCACAGUGUCCCGCAACCAAACAACCCACGCGUUCAUGUCCACCGAACGAGGAGCUUCAGCUUACACCACCGUGCUGCGAACCAACCUGUGGAAAAAACUGCUCUAAGGAGUGUCGAGUGGAGCUGGUCAAUCAACCGACAUGUGUUUGCCUGCCGGGUUACGUACGACACGAGGGCAGCUGUAUCAAAUCAGAUCAGUGUCCAACGUGUGGUCCAUACGCGAGGUAUAGCGAUUGCACGCCCUGCUGCGAAUCCACCUGUUCCAUGGACUGUUCCGUAGUGCUAUGUCUGGCAGGAUGUACGGGGCCUCCGACCUGUCUGUGCCAAACGGGGUACGUCAAGCACAACGGGGUUUGCAUCAAAAGGGAGCUGUGUCCCAGAGAGGCCACCACAAGUGAGCCGCCAGUAUUCAGUGAUAAACAUAAUAGUAAUAGUGAUGGGGCAGGUGCCCCGUUUGUGAGAUACUCAAGAAAAGUGUACAAAUGAAAAAUAAAUAGUUUAGUUAUUUAU
Molecule: messenger RNA, 1106 nt
Organism: Armigeres subalbatus
Lineage: Eukaryota; Metazoa; Arthropoda; Insecta; Diptera; Culicidae
Product: keratin-associated protein 9-1-like
Exons: 3
Coding region: 342-1082 (246 amino acids)
Source: RefSeq, a predicted model, not a curated record